AUGGACAAUAAACUUACUGCUAUAUGCGAUCCUUAUCUUAGAUUUCCAAAACUUAUUGGAGAAAUGACGGACACAUACCUUGAUAUGGUUGAGACAUACUUUGAGGAUUACAUUGCGUCUGACGCAUCUAAGGCUAGGACCUUAUUAGGUAACUUAUCAAUUGACAUUUAUGAAAAAAUCACAUCCGUGUGUUCAAAGGCACAGUUAAAAGAUUAUAAAGUUAUUUUUAAUAAACUCAAGUUAUUAAUUCCGAGGGAAGAUAUAAAUUUAUGUAUAAAAAAUUUUAACUUAGCGGUACAACGUGGUGACGAGUCUUUUUACACAUUUUUCUAUAGAAUACAUAAAUUACAUAAGAAGUGCAAUUUCAUAGAUGACAGUAGAAUUAAGGAUAAAUUGAUAACGUCUACUUUAAACGAUCAUAUCAGAAGGAAGCUGAAUAAGCAUAAGGACUGGACUGUAGAUGAUAUGAUGAAAUUAGGAGUUGAGUUAGAUGGUAGUAAUAUUAAACCAGACGUUAGCGAUACAAAUUAUGUAGACAAUGAUAAAAAAUUGGAUAAAAAUAAAAAAAAUUUAAAUUCAAAUAUUGAUAAAAUACCAUGCAAAAGUACUUUUAGUAAUAAUGAGAAUAAUUCUAAUGAUUAUGAACGUAAUAAUUUUAGAGAAAAUAAUUUUAAUUAUAAUGGAUGUAACACUCGUAAGGAAAAUUUUGAUUUUAAGAAGAGGAAUUAUAAUGAUUUUAGGCCUAAUGAUAAUGCUAGCCGAAACUAUCAAAACAAUAAUUUUCGAGACAGUGAGGGUAACUCUAGAAAUUUUCGUAAUAACCAAUCUUCGAAUAACAAUUCAAACUAUUACGGAAGAAACUCCAUGUGGCACAAUAAAAAUAAUGCAAACAAUUAUGAUAUAAACAAUGCCUGGCAAAACAACAACAAUUCAAACUAUAACGGAAGAGACUUCAGGUGGCACGAUAAUAGCAAUUCAAACAAUUAUGAUAGAAAUAAUGCCUGGCAUAACAAUAAUAGAGAUGAUGGAAACAAUACAUGGAAAAACUAUAAUCUAAGAAAACAAAUACAAUAUCAUGAUCAGAGCCAAAGUAAUAGCAACAAUUGCAAUAUGAAUAUUGAAGAGAUUGUGGAAAAUGAAAAUGAUGUUACACAAAAAUGA
Gordionus sp. m RMFG-2023 is the source of this 1161-nucleotide messenger RNA. RefSeq names its product probable serine/threonine-protein kinase clkA. Bases 1 to 1161 code for a protein of 386 amino acids. The transcript has a single exon. The record is from RefSeq and is a predicted model, not a curated record. NCBI's taxonomy places the organism in Eukaryota, Metazoa, Nematomorpha, Gordioida, Chordodea, Parachordodidae.